AUAUACAUAUCGAAGGGCCAAGAUCCAAACGACCUUCUCCGCCGGAUGUAGACGCCCUUAGCUGAGCGCUCUUCCCCUUCCUUCCCAUUCUGGCGUCUCGAAGCCAGUAGAUUAAUCACCUCCCCUCUCGAUCCGCGAAUCCCUCUCUCCAUUCCGCCCGCUCCCUAAAUCGAGGAGCGCGGGAGGACACCGCGAGGCGCGCCGGCUGCUAGGGUUUGUCGGUCGGGUUGGGGCUGCGAUCCGGGCGGGCAUGAGCAUCCGGGAGCUCAGGGACGGCGCCGGGGGGCUGGAGGAGGAGGAGCAGGAGCGGGAGGAGGAGGCGAGGAGCGGCGGUGGCGGCGAGGUCGCUGCCGUCGCGCGGUUGAGGGCCAAGCGCGCGCUCGUCGGCGCCGGCGCGAGGGUCCUGUUCUACCCGACGCUGCUCUACAACGUCCUCCGCAACCGGUUCGAGGCCGAGUUCCGGUGGUGGGAUCGCGUCGACAAGUAUGUUUUGCUAGGCGCUGUUCCGUUCUCCAGUGAUGUCCCACGCCUGAAGCAACUUGGAGUAAAAGGAGUUGUCACACUGAAUGAGCCUUACGAAACUCUCGUUUCAACAUCCCUGUACCAGGCUCAUGGUAUCAAUCACCUCGAAAUUCCCACAAGGGACUACCUUUUUGCCCCCUCUCUGGAGCAUAUUUGUCAAGCAGUGGAUUUUAUUCACCGAAAUGAAAUGCAAGGUGGUAGCACCUAUGUCCAUUGUAAGGCUGGAAGGGGACGAAGCACCACUAUUGUUUUGUGUUUUUUGAUCAAGUACAGGAAUAUGACUCCUGAAGCAGCUUUGGAUCAUGCAAGGUCUGUGAGGCCCAGAGUGCUUUUAGCGCCAUCCCAAUGGCAGGCUGUUAAACUGUUUAGCACGGUCACCAGCAGAUGCCUUUCGAUUCAGAGCUCAAACGGAACCUGCUCGGUACAAUCUGAGAAAGAAUCAAGUGAACUAUUUAGCACACUGACCACCAGGUGCCUUUGGAUAGAGUGCUCAAAUGAAGACUCCUCGGUAACAUCUGACGAAGAAUCCAGUGAAGCAUCCGUCGCAGACCCUGAAGUUGAUGGCUACACCACCGAGUUUGACAGCGAGCAUUUUGUGUUACCUCGUUGUCGAAGCUUGCUAUCCAGGCCGACAAGCCCCACCGGGGGUAGCGAUGCAGUGUUCAUAACUGAAGCAGAUCUCGAGGGCUACGGGACCUACGCCGAUGCCGGUAAGGAUGUUGUCUCAGUGGACGUAGUGGUCCGCCACAAGCCCAUCAUGAGGAAGCUAUCCUGCUUCCUUGGGUCCUUGAAGCUUACCCUCAACUGCGAACCACCUCCGAGCCGUUUAACUGAGGUUCGAGCCUGCUAGGUAGAUCUGCAAUGUCUGCGUCUUUUUUCCACGUUGUACAUCGGAAGAGUGUAGUUAGCGGCACGAGUCUGCACAGGCCGCGGUAUGCCCUCGGGAGAGAACUGUAUGUUGGAGAGAGAGAGAGAGAGAGAGAGAGAGAGAGAUGGCCCUCGGAAUAGAACUGUAUGUUGUGCAGAGCGAGCGAGAGAUCUGAGGUGUGCAUGUUUUGUGUGAAUAUCUGCCUCAUUAAUAACUUGCAAAUCAGCUUCAAUUUGUACGGGCACCGUUUUGUUCGACGGAUCCACCCGGAGAGACUCCGCGAAUACUACUGAGCCUGAAGCCCUAGAGUCUUAGACUGGUAAUAAUCUCAUCCUGGCAAACUGCAAUAAGGUGCUAGAUUGAAAGAUUCACAUGUACAAUGUAAGGAAAGUUUCGAUAUGUUUCUGCAUCGCA
This is a messenger RNA of Phragmites australis (common reed), 1804 nucleotides long. RefSeq names its product phosphatidylglycerophosphate phosphatase PTPMT2-like. The record is from RefSeq and is a predicted model, not a curated record. Gene Ontology annotation, molecular function: phosphatidylinositol-4,5-bisphosphate 5-phosphatase activity; protein tyrosine/serine/threonine phosphatase activity. Lineage: Eukaryota; Viridiplantae; Streptophyta; Magnoliopsida; Poales; Poaceae. The transcript has 6 exons. The coding region runs from base 251 to 1372 and encodes 373 amino acids. Gene Ontology annotation, biological process: protein dephosphorylation.